CUUGACCUAAUUUCCCAUUUUGCGAUGAGCGCCUAGGGUUUGAGGUGAGGAGUGCGAGGAGCUGGGCGGCGACGUGAAUCCGGCAGGCAAGAAUCGGCACUCCAGAGGUAGACGCAUUGAUCCGGCGCCUCGAUCCAGCGCUUCUUUAGGGCGGAAAAAGAGAGGCGGCAAGCGAUCGAGCGAGCAUGAAGACGCCCGAGCAGCUCAAGGUGACCGAGCUCAAGGAGGAGCUGAAAAGGCGCGGCUUGAGCCCCAAGGGGCUCAAGAAGGAGCUGGUGGAGCGGCUGGAAUCCGCGCUGCGGGAUGAGAAUGUCAGGGCGGAGGCGAUGGCUCGCGCUCAGGCCCAAGCCCAGCAGCAGGAGGAAGCGAUUGCGGUGAAGGCCGCGCAGGAGGAGAUUGAAGUUCCGCCUCCAGUGGCGGAGGAGGAGAUGGACGUUCCGGCUCCAGUGGCGGAGGAGACGGUUUCUGUGCUGGAAGGGACUCUUGUCACCACCACGACUGACGAGGUUUCCAAUGUGGGUGAGAUGGAUUCUUUCGUGAAGGAGACGGUGAUGGAAGAGACUGUCCAUGUCACGAACUUGAACCAGCCGGCUCCCGAGGAGACGAUGGUGGAGUCUGUGGUGACUGUGGAAGAGACGACCAUCAAGGUCGUGGAGGAGAUGCCAUCCAUGGCCGCUCCUAUGCUGGAGGAGGAAGCUAAGCUCGAAGGAGGGGCUGUGGCAGCCGAGGGUCUUACUCCCACAGGGCUGGAAGAGGGGAUUAAGCUCGAAGGAGAGCCCGUGGUGGAAGAGCUUGCUAAAGGUGAGAGCUUUGUAGUCGUGGAGAAGACUGAAGAGGUGGUUAUCAAAGUGGAUGUCGAGGCAAAGGCCGAGAGUGUGGAGGAUGUCCUUGCCGCCACCCAGAAUGUGCUGCACGAAGGCUUGAAGGAGAUAGCCAGUGUGGAGGACUUGAAGAACGAAAGCGUCCUUCAGGAUGAGACUCUGGAGGCCUUGAAGGAUAUGAACGAGGCCGUCGAAGACUUGAAAGACGCGGUGGAGGAUGAGAAAGAGAUUGUCGUCGAAGCGAUGAAAGAUGACAAGGAAGACUCCAAGGACAGGGACAGUGUGGAGGAAGACCUGAAGAUCAAGGACAGUGACAAGGAGAGUAUGGAUAAUGUGGACGGUGAUUCGAAAGCCAUGGAUGUCGAUGCUGAGGCCCAGGCGGGACUGAAGAGAAAAGACAAUGGCGAACAGCAAGUAGAUCAGAGCAAGAGGCAGCGCAGGUGGAAUUCAGGGAAAAAUAUGGGGGCAGAUGUUGAGACAAGGCCUAAAGUAUCGCCAGACUUGAUUGUUAACGAUGGUUCUAAUCUUGCAGGUGGUAAUUCCGUCGGUACUAGGCCUUUAGCUGACAGACCAGCCCGAUCAGUUGUGUCUCCUCUAUCAGACGCAGCCAACAACGGACGUAUUGUGUCACCUUCAGAUAAGAAUCCCACAACAUCUUUGAGAAUUGACAGGUUUGUGCGCCCUUUUACCCUCAAGGCGUUGAAAGAUCUUCUUGCAGACACAGGCAACUUUACAGAUUUUUGGAUGGAUCAGAUCAAAACGCACUGUUAUGUCACGUACUCCUCUGUAGACGAAGCAGUAGCUACAAGAAAUGCUCUGCACAAUCUGAAGUGGCCUGUGAUAGGGGGGAAACAGCUAGUGGCAGAGUUUGUAGAGCCUGAGGAGGUGAAGCUCAAGGUUGAGAGUGGCAGCAAUGACAAGCCUACCGUGACCAUCCCUCGGGGAUGCACUACUGGGGGAUCAGCUUUCCCGUCUCCACACACGCCGGUGUCGCCUGUAGCUCCACCAGCGCACAAGGAAAAGCCAGCACCACCACCAAAGCGAGAGGCUGAGCCGAUGGUUACUCUCGAUGAUCUGUUCAAGAAGACGAGCGCCAAGCCCAACAUAUACUACUUACCAUUGACCGAAGCGCAAGUAGCAGCCAAGGCGGUAGCGGUGGCAAAGUCGUGAAGAAGUAGUAAGCGCUGCUAAAAAACAACCGCCGCUUGGCUUUCGAGGCGCUUGGCGGAGAUAUCGUCUUCUUCUACAGCUGGGGUGGUGCUCUCUCUCGUCUCUCUCUCUCUCGUUAUUUUUCUACUCUUGUUCUUCUUCCAGCAGCACAAGCUUUUGUUUGCAAAGUUUGAGAGAAAGUACGAUGAUAUAAGUUAUAUAUCGAGACUUGCACACUUUCUCCACUUCUCUUUGGGUAAUUUUACGUAUUUGAUUAUCUUCGACGAAA
Molecule: messenger RNA, 2259 nt
Organism: Selaginella moellendorffii
Lineage: Eukaryota; Viridiplantae; Streptophyta; Lycopodiopsida; Selaginellales; Selaginellaceae
Product: SAFB-like transcription modulator
Exons: 5
Coding region: 186-1991 (601 amino acids)
Molecular function (GO): nucleic acid binding
Source: RefSeq, a predicted model, not a curated record